AUGCGGCGGCACCCUACGUUUUCGGUGUCGAACAGUGCCACCAGACAGGUCCGAGGAUUCACGGAGGAGCAGCUCAGCUUCGGCCGCCCUGGGGAGGGUGGGGGCAACGCUCCAAGCCCGCCCCGGCGCGCGGACCCAGAGCAGCGCUCUCGGAUUCCCGAUCUUCAGACAGCGGGUUGCCCCGGGGACCGCGGUGAGGUACAGCUUCGGGACAAAGCGAACGUCCCCUGCCCUGCAGCCCCAAGCCAGAGCACCAUGGAAGCCGCUAACCUCUUGGCGACCACCAACGGAGCCGCCCUUCUCGUAGGACCGGAGACUUGCACCAGUACCCCAACCCCGAGCGAGAUCCUCGGGACCACCCCAGGAGGCACCGACCUGCCUGGCCGGGAGCCGCCCUUCUCCGUCUUCACCGUGCUGGUGGUGACGCUUCUCAUACUGCUGAUCGCGGCCACUUUUCUGUGGAAUCUGCUGGUUCUGGUCACCAUCCUGCGUGUCCGCGCCUUUCAUCGAGUGCCGCACAACUUGGUGGCCUCGACGGCCGUAUCGGACGUACUAGUGGCAGCGCUGGUGAUGCCCCUGAGCCUAGUGAGCGAGCUGUCGGCCGGGCGACGUUGGCAGCUGGGUAGGAGCCUGUGUCAGGUGUGGAUCUCCUUCGACGUGCUGUGCUGUACCGCCAGUAUCUGGAACGUGGCGGCCAUCGCUCUGGACCGAUACUGGACCAUCACGCGUCACCUGCAAUACACGCUACGCACCCGCCGCCGUGCUUCAGCUGUCAUGAUCGCGCUCACCUGGGCACUAUCUGCGCUCAUUGCCCUCGCCCCUCUGCUCUUUGGUUGGGGCGAGGCGUACGAUGCUCAGCUCCAGCGCUGCCAGGUGAGCCAGGAACCCUCCUACGCCGUCUUCUCCACCUGCGGCGCUUUUUACCUGCCGCUUGGCGUGGUACUGUUUGUCUACUGGAAGAUCUACAAGGCGGCCAAGUUUCGCUUCGGUCGCCGCCGCCGGGCUGUGCAGCCCUUGCCCUCCACCACGCAGGUGAAGGAGGCACCUCCUGAGGCUGAGAUGGUGUUCACAGCCCGUUGCAGAGCCACUGUGACCUUCCAGACCAGUGGAGACUCCUGGCGGGAGCAGAAGGAGAAGCGAGCAGCCCUGAUGGUGGGCAUCUUGAUUGGUGUGUUCGUCCUGUGCUGGAUCCCCUUCUUCCUGGCGGAGCUCAUCAGCCCCCUUUGUGCCUGCAGCUUACCCCCCAUCUGGAAGAGCAUUUUCCUGUGGCUUGGCUACUCCAAUUCUUUUUUCAACCCCUUGAUUUACACAGCUUUUAACAAGAACUACAACAAUGCUUUUAAGAGCCUCUUUACCAAGCAGAGAUAA
This is a messenger RNA of Marmota flaviventris (yellow-bellied marmot), 1368 nucleotides long. RefSeq names its product 5-hydroxytryptamine receptor 5B. The record is from RefSeq and is a predicted model, not a curated record. Gene Ontology annotation, biological process: positive regulation of MAPK cascade; adenylate cyclase-activating adrenergic receptor signaling pathway. Gene Ontology annotation, molecular function: G protein-coupled serotonin receptor activity. Gene Ontology annotation, cellular component: plasma membrane. NCBI's taxonomy places the organism in Eukaryota, Metazoa, Chordata, Mammalia, Rodentia, Sciuridae.